AUGUUGCAGUUGCGGGCCGGACGCGUCAUAAAUAAAUACGCGGGAGCGGCUCCCGGCGGCGCCGGCUGCGCCAUCGAUCUGCGGCGAACGCACUCUGGGCUGGCGCCAGUGACCGCGUGCGGCGAGCAUCCCCUGUGUCCCCCCAGCCCGCUGGCGCCAGCGGGUCCCGACGCAACAGCUAUCCCCCGUAACAGGACUCCGCGUGGCGGAGUUACACAGCCCCAGACGCCCUCGCUCUCGCGCAGAAACCCAUCUCUGGCGGCGCCUGCAGCAGCAGCAGCAGCAGCAGGUUCCCCGCGGGGAAAUCCGCCGGCGGCGCACCUAGCGGCCGCGCGCUUUGUGUUCUUUCUGCGAGUUCGAGUAAUGAUCGCCGGCUCAAAGGGCCCGCCGCAGCCCGCAAUGCGUCAGCCUCCCUCCUUCUUUGUAUGA
This is a messenger RNA of Schistocerca gregaria, 429 nucleotides long. RefSeq names its product rho GTPase-activating protein 17-like. Lineage: Eukaryota; Metazoa; Arthropoda; Insecta; Orthoptera; Acrididae. The record is from RefSeq and is a predicted model, not a curated record. The transcript is spliced from 2 exons. Bases 1 to 429 code for a protein of 142 amino acids.